Neurospora crassa OR74A is the source of this 300-nucleotide messenger RNA. RefSeq lists its product as hypothetical. The transcript has 2 exons. The record is from RefSeq and is a predicted model, not a curated record. Lineage: Eukaryota; Fungi; Ascomycota; Sordariomycetes; Sordariales; Sordariaceae. Bases 64 to 300 code for a protein of 78 amino acids.
UUGCGAAUAACAGAUACUCAGUGCUCAGACACCGGGUAUCACCACAUACUACCCACAGCAAACAUGUGUUUCCAAGUCCCCUUCACUCCCGCCAUCUGCCGCACUUGUGGCUCUACCAAGCCGAUCCCUGAUGAAAAGAUUCGUUGCCCCACGGCUCAAGAGUUGGGUAUCGAGUUUGAAGGUGACUAUGUCAACAAGUGCCCCAAUGGAGUGAGAACCAUCACGGUCCAGCAAAAGGCGGAUAAAGAGUUGGAGAGGGCUGUGGUUUGUCUGGUCUGUGUGUUUAUCGAAGGAAUUUGA